This is a messenger RNA of Nematostella vectensis (starlet sea anemone), 2449 nucleotides long. RefSeq names its product E3 ubiquitin-protein ligase DTX4. NCBI's taxonomy places the organism in Eukaryota, Metazoa, Cnidaria, Anthozoa, Actiniaria, Edwardsiidae. Gene Ontology annotation, molecular function: zinc ion binding; ubiquitin protein ligase activity. The record is from RefSeq and is a predicted model, not a curated record. The transcript is spliced from 6 exons. Gene Ontology annotation, cellular component: nucleoplasm. Gene Ontology annotation, biological process: protein ubiquitination; Notch signaling pathway. Bases 196 to 1539 code for a protein of 447 amino acids.
AUUUUCUUUGAUUUUUCUUUGGGAAAAAAGACUUUAUGUGGCCCCGUAGGGAAGGAUUUUGUGGCAUAAAAAUAGUUUAUGAUUUGUAAAAUGCUGUCGUUUUGUGCUCAAAUGUAAAGGGCCUCGCUAUUGGUCAACUUGAGAGCUGUCAAGAUGGCGGAUGAAUGAUACUUUCAUUUUCACGUUUUACCAAAAAUGGCGGCAAAAUGUAUAGUUUGGGAAUGGCAAGAAAACUCAAUGCUAUGGCUCCCCUAUAGUGCACAACUAUCGCAGUUUCUCGAGGAUAAUUUUGCCAAAAAUCUUCAUGACAAACAUCUGAAUCUGGGAGCCGUGGAGCCAUCGAUGGCUUGUUAUGAUAUUAAUUUUGGUCUGAUGAUACAGACAAGGAAAGAUACAGGGACCGUAAGAGGAGUACGGCGGACUGUAUGUGCCCAUGAUUCACCAUUUGCUAGGGGUUUUUCCUGGACUUGGGAAGGUGACUAUGGUGAUUGGAUAUCUUAUGAUGUUACCACUGCAUGCGAUUUGGAAAAAGCAUGUGAUCUUCAGCACUCUAUGCUAGAUUUAAGCUCCUGUGCUAUCGGCUUGCCAAACAUUGUUGACUUUAGAAAGAUGGAGCAAAUUAACAAGAACACUGGGUUUAGGAGAAAAGUUUUGAGAAAGUCAGAUCCACAUCCUUAUCCUAAAGAUACUAAAAGAAGUCCUUCUAAGAGCAUGCCAAAAAGUCCAGGAGGACAUUCAGCAUCAAAAGCACCAGCAUCAAAUGUAUCACCAUCAAAGCAAGAGUCCCCUAAAUCUGGGAAAGCUUCCAAUGUAAAAGAAACCUCAGAGUCAGACAAGAAAUCAAAGGCAAAGAAGUUAAAAGUUUCUAAAAGUGGUGUACUGCAGAAAUUUUGCAAAACUUCUUCAAACCCGCCAGAUGAGGAGUGUGCCAUAUGCAUUGAGAAGUUAUCAAAAGUUUCAGGCUUCUGUCAGACUGCAAGUUCUACUCUUCCUAAGGUCAAACAACUCACAAAAUGCAAUCAUUGCUUCCAUGAGGAAUGUCUUCUUGAGCUUUUGAAAAACUCUAAGGGUGGCUGCAUACAGUGUCCCACAUGUAAGACAAUCCAUGGUCACAAGAUUGGAACCCAACCAGAUGGAUCAAUGACUGUUCACAGUACAAGCCAUUCUCUCCCUGGAUAUCCAGACUGUGGCAUGAUUACCAUCAGAUAUGACUUCAGACCAGGAAUCCAGGGCCCCGAGCACCCUCACCCUGGUAACAGAUAUCACACGUCAGGCUUCCCAAGGACCUGCUACCUCCCAGAUAAUCAAAAAGGGCAAAAGGUUCUAAGACUUCUCCGUGAAGCAUGGAGUCGCAGACUCAUAUUCACCAUAGCAACAUCGGUAACAACAGGUCUUGAGGACACUGUGGUAUGGAAUGAGAUUCAUCAUAAAACAGAUGCAUUCACAAAUCACAGUGGACAUGGAUACCCUGACCCUAAAUACCUGGACAAUGUUCUGGCUGAACUGGCAUCACAAGGUGUGGAAGAUGAUGGUACCUGACAAGAACUACAUAAAGCAAGGCCUUCCUUACUAAUGCAGCAUUCCCACUACAGCACAAAAUAACAAAGAGAUGAUUGUACCUGACAAGAACUACCAUAAAGCCAUGUUUACAUUACUGAUGUAGCAUUCUCAUUACAGCUCCACAUCACAAAGAGAUGAUGGUACCUGACAUAAACCACUGUCACAUGAAGACAUAAUUACAUUACUGAUUUAGUAUUUACACUACAGCCUACAUCAAAAGAAGUAGAAAUAACUUGGCAAUGACUACCAUAAAGUCAAGUUUAUCCUACUACUUUAGUAUUCUCACUACAGCCCCACAUCACCAGAAGAAAAUGAGUUGGCAAGGACUAACAUAAAGCCAUGUUUAAUCUAUGGAUGUAGUACAGGGCCAAAGGAAGGGGGUUUGGGUGAUUCAUCCCAUUCUUCUUAACAGUCUGCCACAAUGAAGAAUAUUAUUGAGUACCACUGCAGGCUACAGAAGGAAGGCACAUCUAAAGAAUAUGGUUUGCAUAAAGAGUUAACAAACCCCUGUUAAAAAUCAUGGUAACAGGCUGAAUUUUGUAACACCUAAAUGUACAGUAUUUACUCUGAUAGUUUCCGUACUCAGUGAAGCAAGAAUAGAUUGCAUGAAUGUCUACUGUAGUUUACCCUUUGCAAAAUGCAAUGGACAACAAAAUUCACUUUCUCAAUGAGAACAUGUACUCUUUAUUGUGAUUCCUUUAUUGUGAUACUUAUUUGCUGUUAUAAGUUACACCAUGAAAUAAUAUGUAAUGUUGAGUAAAAGGUUAUUACAGUGUUUAGGUUUUCCUUAAAAACAACUGUUGAGUGUGCAGAUAUAAUAGAUUGUUAUAAAAUUAUUAAACAUACUGUACCUAUUUUAAUGAAAAAAUACAAUCUAACUAGAAAACAA